AUGUUAAUCCCACUCAAGGCCGAUUCUCGAUUUGAAUUUACAAAUGUAAAUUGCACUUCUUAUGAAAAACAAAUUAUUGAUUAUGAGUACUGCUACCUAAAAUCAAUAAAUCGAACCUAUAAAUAUUUAUCGGGAAAAAUUAAAUUGUAUGAAGUUCCUCUAUCAAACAUAAAGGUUAAUUUUAGAUUAUGGAAGCGUUUUAAUGGAUAUAAACCGUUUUUGUAUAAUAUAACGUUGGACUUAUGCAAAUUUUUGGUAACACCGAAAUCUAGCCCUGUUGCAAAUUUUAUUUAUGAAUCAUUCGUGGAAUAUUCUAAUAUGAAUCAUUCGUGUCCCUUCAAAAAUGAAUUGUAUGUGGAAAAGCUUCCCGUGGAUUUUAUGAAUCACCGAUUUACCAAAAUUCUUCCUUUUCCCGAAGGCGAUUAUCUUUUUGAAUUCCUAUGGAUUCGUUCUAGAUCUUUAAUUGCAAGCGCUAAAAUAUAUUGUACCGUUUCAUAA
This is a messenger RNA of Drosophila serrata, 498 nucleotides long. RefSeq lists its product as uncharacterized. The record is from RefSeq and is a predicted model, not a curated record. NCBI's taxonomy places the organism in Eukaryota, Metazoa, Arthropoda, Insecta, Diptera, Drosophilidae.